GUCCAGCAGCAACAUGGAUGUUAGCAGAGUCUCUUUGUUGUGUAGAGAAAGUGUGUGUGAGCUCCAACAGUUCUGAUCCAUCAGAGCGUCUGUGUGUCUGGAUUAACCUGUCUGAAUGGACUUUGUGCUCUUCAGCUUUUAUUCUGAAGGUCUGACCUCUGACUCAUCUCCCGGUAGCCUACAAAGCUACUGAAGUUAGCUUAGCAUGCUAGCUGGUUAGCAACACAGCUGCUAGUCAGAGUGACCGUUUGAUGGAGAGCAAACUGUGUUUCUGACGGAGUCUGAUGGAGAGCAAGUUUCUGUCAUUGUGGUAAAAUGUGUAAAGUCCAGAUGCUGAGAGCGUUGGUGAAGCAGCGACUAACUGCGGCUGCUGAAGAGAUAUGUGGGCUGUUUGAAAGAACGAUAGCAGAGUACGAGGAGGAACUCUCUCGAUCAAAAGAGGAGAACGAGCGACAACAGAAACUACUGGACGCUGUUUUACACCCUCAGCUUCAGUUACACAGAGCAGUGUUUCCUGCAGACGUCCAGCAGCUGUUGGUGAGUCAAGAAGAGGUUCCCCCUGAGCAGCAGGAGUGGAGCUCCAGUCUGGACCAGGAGGACCCAGAGCCCCCACACAUUAAAGAGGAACAGGAAGAACUCUGGACCAGUCAGGAGGGAGAGCAGCUUCAAGGGCUGGAGGAGGCUGAUAUCAUCAGGUUCACAUUCACUCCUGUCCUUGUGAAGAGUGAAGAUGAUGGAGAGAAACCUCAGUCCUCACAUCUUCAUCAAAGACAAACUGAACAGAUGGAAACAGAAGCUGAUGGAGAGGACUGUGGAGGACCAGAACCAGCCAGGAACUCAGAUCCAGACGUCCAACAGCUGUUUGUGGUUAAAGAACAUGUUAUCCCUGAGCAGCAGGAGUGGAGCUCCAGUCUGGACCAGGAGGACCCAGAGCCCCCAUACAUUAAAGAGGAACAGGAGGAACUCUGGACCAGUCAGGAGGGAGAGCAGCUUCAAGGGCUGGAGGACGCUGAUAUCACCAAGUUCCCAUUCACUCCUGUUCCUGUGAAGAGUGAAGAUGAUGAAGAGGAACAUCAGUACUCACAGCUUCAUCAAAGACAAACUGAACAGAUGGAAACAGAAGCUGAUGAAGAGGACUGUGGAGGACCAGAACCAGCCAGGAACUCAGAUCCAGAUAGACAUCCAGAACCAGAUACUGUUCACAAGACUGGAGACUCUUCUGAACCUGAGACUGAUUACGGUGAUCAAUGGGAGGAGACCAGAGAACCUCAGUCAGGUUUAAACUCUCUGAAUAAUGAUGAAGUUCCUGUCAGUGAUUCCAGAUGUAGUGCUGACGUCCAGCAGCUGUUGGUGGUUAAAGAAGAGGUUCCCCCUGAGCAGCAGAAGUGGAGCUCCAGACUGGACCAGGAGGACCCAGAGCCCCCACACAUUAAAGAGGAACAGGAGGAACUCUGGACCAGUCAGGAGGGAGAGCAGCUUCAAGGGCUGGAGGAGGCUGAUAUCAAGUUCCCAUUCUCUCCUGUCUCUGUGAAGAGUGAAGAAGAUGAUGAAGAGAAAUCUCAGUCCUCACAGCUUCAUCAAAGACAAACUGAACAGAUGGAAACAGAAGCUGAUGGAGAGGACUAUGGAGGACCAGAACCAGCCAGGAACUCUGAUCCAGAUACACAUUUACAACCAGAUACUGUUGACAAGACUGGAGACUGUUCUGAACCUGAGACUGAAAACAGUGACGAAUGGAAGGAGACCAGAGAACCUCAGUCAGGUUUAAACUUUCUGAAUAAUGAUGGAGUUCCUGUCGAUGAUGGUGAGAAAAUAUUAAGCUGCUCUGUGUGUGGGAAAACAUUUGGCACCAAGGGGAAUCUGAAGAGACACAUGGGAGCUCACACAGGACAGAAACCUUUCAGCUGCUCAGUUUGUAAGAAAUCUUUUACACAGAGUGGAAAUAUACAGAAACACAUGAGAAUCCACACAGGAGAGAAACCUUUCAGCUGCCCAGUGUGUGAUAAAUCUUUUGUUGAAAGUGGAAAUCUGAAGACACACAUGAGAACUCACACAGGAGAGAAACCUUUCAGCUGCACCAUCUGUAAGAAAUAUUUUGCACAGAGUGUAACUUUACAGAAACACAUGACAAUCCACACGGGAGAGAAACUAUUCAGCUGCUCCGUUUGUAGGAAAUCUUUCGCACAGAGCGGAAGUGUACAGAAACACAUGAGAAUCCACACAGGAGAGAAACUAUUCAGCUGCUCAGUGUGUGGUAAAGGUUUCAAUGAAAGAAGAGAUGUGAAGAUACACAUGAGAUGUCAUACAGGAGAGAAACCUUUCAGCUGUUCGGUCUGUAAGAAAUCUUUUACACAGAGUGGACAUUUACAGACACACAUGAGAAUCCACACCGAGAAAACAUUGAGCUGCUCAGUUUGUGUUAAAAGAUUUGGCUGCAAGUCAAAUCUGAAGAGACACAAGGAUUUACACAGGAGAAAACUAAUUUUGCUUCUCAGAUUGUGGUAAAAUAUUCUAUUGCAAGGACCACUUAGUUAAUCACAUGAGAACCCACACAGAGGAGAAACCAUUCAGCCAGGAACUCAGCUCCAGAUAGACAUUUACAGCCAGAUACUGAUGACAAGAAUGAAGACUCUUCUGAACCUGAGACUGAUGACAGUGAUGAUGAUUGGAGAAAAAAAAAUAGUUCAGUCCUAACUGUCUAAAGUCGGUCUCUAGACAUUCUGAUAAAACUAUUAAUAUUAUUAAGUUCAAUGACGCGAACAUUGUCAACAACCAAUAGGAGCGCUCUCUCCAGUACCAAACAGGAAGCAGAAAACGGGGUAGAAAGUAAACAUGGAGGAACUGGUGAAGUUGUGGAGUGAACAAGACGUGUCCUCCCAUUUGUACCGCGAUAGAGUGGAGAAGGAAAAAAAGCUGCAGAUUCAAAAUCCCCACUGAGUAUGCUAAAUGCUAUAGCUAGCUAACUAACCACUGUCGCAAACGGUGCUACUUGCAAGCUAACGUGAGCUACUGGAAUGUUUGCUAUUAGCCUACGAGCUAACCGUACGUUUCAGCUGAAGAUUGCCGGCUUCAAUCAUAUAAAUCUGGCUGCAGUACUCGCUCUCUCUCUUUCUCUCAUAUAUAUCCAUCUGUGUGUGUAUUUAUACUUUUAUAGAAUAUCAUUAUAUUGUUUGUUUAUUUAGUCUAUGUUUGAAAUGAAUAAUGUUGAGGGGUGAGAGAUAGUUUUGCCAUGUGCAAUACUGGUUGAGAAACCAUUUUUUAUCUGCUGCCUCUCAUUUCAACUGCCCCCCAAUAAUAACAGUAACACUGUACCACGCAGAGAUGUUAAGUUUUAUUGUUACAGAAUAGUUAUUGUGAUAUAUAAAUGUGUGCAUCUUGUUUGGCUGGUGGCAGAGGGAAGAACAGCUGUGUUUUUUGUUGCUCAUUCAACAAAUAAGUCAUCAUGGCACAGUCAGAGGUGCUUUUGACCACCAUGUGAAGAGGCCACUUGCAAAAUGGAUAUCUCCAAUUGUGCUCAUUUCUCUAAACCAUGUUUUUUUUUCAGACGAAAUCAUAUAAAAACAGCGGUUGGCAAUAUUUGGUGUAUUUUGUAUUCAGAAAGUAUACGCUGUAAAGCGUUACAUACAACAGUUUGUUGUUUCUUUUAAAGGUUUUAAAUAAAUUUGAAAUGAGAAA
This is a messenger RNA of Sebastes umbrosus (honeycomb rockfish), 3675 nucleotides long. Its product is annotated as zinc finger and SCAN domain-containing protein 2-like. Lineage: Eukaryota; Metazoa; Chordata; Actinopteri; Perciformes; Sebastidae. Gene Ontology annotation, biological process: regulation of transcription by RNA polymerase II. Gene Ontology annotation, molecular function: RNA polymerase II cis-regulatory region sequence-specific DNA binding; DNA-binding transcription factor activity. The record is from RefSeq and is a predicted model, not a curated record.